Messenger RNA from Lepus europaeus (European hare), 1344 nucleotides. Its product is annotated as T cell receptor alpha chain MC.7.G5-like. The coding region runs from base 1 to 843 and encodes 280 amino acids. The transcript has 7 exons. Gene Ontology annotation, biological process: response to bacterium. The record is from RefSeq and is a predicted model, not a curated record. Lineage: Eukaryota; Metazoa; Chordata; Mammalia; Lagomorpha; Leporidae.
AUGAAACUUGCCAGCCUGCUGUGGGCAGUGGCCAUCUCCACCUGUCUUGGAUCCAGCGUGGCCCAGACUGUCACUCAGACACAGCCAGAAAUGUCUGUGCAGGAGGCAGAGACAGCGACCCUGGACUGCACGUAUGACACUAGUGACAGCAAUUACUAUUUGUUUUGGUACAAACAGCCUCCCAGCGGUGAGCUGGCUCUCAUUAUUCACCAAGAAGCUUACAAGCCACAGAAUGCCACACAGAAUCGCUUCUCUGUGAACUUCCAGAAAGCAUCCAAGUCCUUCAGUCUCAAGAUCUCAGACUCGCAGCUGGGGGAUGCUGGGAUGUAUCUCUGUGCGCUACAGGAGCUCACAAAAGGAAACUGUGUGUAUUCUGGGGUUGCAGGUAACCAGCUCACUUUUGGAAAGGGCACCAAACUCUCGGUCACACCAAAUAUCACGGACCCUCAGCCCGCCGUCUACCAGCUGAGAAACUCGAAAUCCAGCGACCUCUCCUUGUGUCUAUUAACCGAUUUUGAUUCUAAAACCAAUGUGUCACGAGGUACGGAACCUGCAGAAUUCAUCACAAGCCAAACCGUGCUGAACAUGAAGUCCUUAGAUUCCAAGAGCUACGGUGCCUUGGCCUGGAGCCAAAAGAGCAACUUUUCAUGUUCAGGCGCCUUCAAUGAAAGUAAUUUCCUUUCCUCCUCAGAUGUGUUCUGUAAUGCCAAGUUGGUAGAGAAAAGCUUUGAAACAGACAUGAACCUAAACUUUCAAAACCUGUCAGUGAUCGGGCUGCGCCUCCUCCUCCUGAAGGUGGCUGGAUUUAACCUGCUCAUGACACUGCGGCUGUGGUCCAGCUGAGGUCAGCAAGACUGUGAGAGCCUCGCUCCCUCCGCAAGCCGAGGGGGGCUCCCCCACCACCAUGGAGAGGAAGGCUCCUACCCCUUCUCUGCCCUCCCCUACCAAUGCGCUGGCUGGAUCCUACCAGAUCUGUGAUGAAGACUGUGGACAAGCGGCCAAACACCGUGGCACCCCACCCACCCACCGUGCUCCCUGUCCCUUUUCUGCUGCUUCUCACUGCCUGAAGCUCACAGCAAGGGUUGGGGUUGGCCAAAGCUUCUCCGUGCCUUGAAGAGACUCCUUCCCCUCCCCCAGAGCCUGGCCCUACUGUCCCCGUAGACGAUGGAACAACCCCCUCCCCCACCCCGGCUCCCACCGUACCCUGUGGACUCUCUUGGACUCUGGCUCCUGAAGAAUGUGUGUAUUCUUUUCAAUAGUACUCAUAAAGAAGCAUAUUACUUUUAUCCAGGAUUGGGGGGAGGGGAGGGUGCUUACUAUUCUAGACCCUGCUGUGCUGUAUAA